Botrytis porri is the source of this 2921-nucleotide messenger RNA. RefSeq lists its product as uncharacterized. Gene Ontology annotation, biological process: D-sorbitol catabolic process. NCBI's taxonomy places the organism in Eukaryota, Fungi, Ascomycota, Leotiomycetes, Helotiales, Sclerotiniaceae. The transcript is spliced from 5 exons. Bases 1143 to 2438 code for a protein of 431 amino acids. The record is from RefSeq and is a predicted model, not a curated record. Gene Ontology annotation, molecular function: L-iditol 2-dehydrogenase (NAD+) activity; zinc ion binding.
UAUAUCACAUCUUGGCUCUGCUUAUCGGCAUAAAAUACCCAAUAUCGCCGUUUAGGAAUAUCCCCUAUCGGUAUCAUACCAUUCCUGCUACCUCAACCAGCCUUACCAAAUUUUCGUGAAUUUGAGGAACGCGCCAUCCAGGAUAUCAGUAUCUCUAUCAGCUUUUGCCAUCACAAAAGAACCCAUCGACGGGUAAAAUGACGAUCGAAAAGAGUUCCUGUCGUGAUUGCACCGAUACUCCGAUGUUAAUCUAAUAAGGUUGGGAAGAAUCUUUGGGAAGAAUCUGGGGGAAACCAAUGCUUCAUUAAGUUGCUCCACUCUCUCAGAGAUGCGAAUGGAGUUGUGGGAUUGGUUGGGUUAGACGUCUUAUCGGACCCAGGCCUCUAAUAGCUUGAUGUCCGGCACGUAUAAUGUAUUGUUGACUUUUCAAGGCAUUAGUUGAUAUGUACGUCUUGUCACUUCAACGAUGUACGCUGCACACAGAUAAACAACGCAAAAGGAAGGGCGAUGUAUCAGUUACCAGGUUAAGCGUCAAGUGAGGGGCCGGGAUAUAUUUCUAGCCACACAGCUAUCUUCAACGUCUAGCUACAGCAAAUUUCCCGGCAAUGUUGUAUCUUUUAUCUGCCGUUACACCUCAUACGAUCUUUUCAGGAUCUUCACUAUUUGGAUAUACUUCAAAUAAAGUGUAUUUCAUUCCAAUCGCGGAGGGUACCUAAUACAAAAGUCCGACUCCGCUGGAAGCACAGAAGUUCAAUCAAGGUGUGGUGUGCUUCCGUGCCUGCGUCUGCAGGGUACAGAUGCAUGGGAUAUACACAUUUCCGCAACACGCCAGUGGAUUGAUAGUCUCUGAGCAUACUGCGCGAUGGAUAGCAACAUGAUAGAUUAGGUAUUUGCAUGAUAAAUGUCUUGCAAUCGGGAUGAAUCAUCAUAGUGUAGAUAGCUACAAGCUAUGUGACUUGACAAGGAGAGCGCCAAUCUCUUCUCCAGGGGAGGAAGGUAAACGGUAUAAGUUUGGGGGUUUACUUUGAGAAGUGCCAAAAUAGAGAAAUCUAUUAAGCCCCCACACUUUUCUUUCUUGGUCAGAGCACUAAGAGGAUAUUUUUGUUACCUCAUAUCUUUGAUAUCAUACAGAGCAAUCUCAAAUGGCGCCAGCUUACAAUGAAAAUGUGAUGAACGUGGAGGUCACAUCCCACGUCAGUAAUAAGUCUAGUAUUCUUAGUAGCGUUCUACACGGGAUACAAGAUGUGAGAUUGGAAGUUCGCAAUAUCACCGAACCUCAUAUCGGAGAACUCCAAGUUCAGAUCAAAUCGACUGGCAUCUGCGGUUCCGAUGUAAGCUAUUACAAAAAGUUCGCUAAUGGCGAUUUAUGUGCUUGCGCACCUCUAUCUCUUGGCCAUGAAGCUUCAGGUGUGGUUGUAGGAAUUGGACCCCAAGUCAAUGGCUUUGCUGUUGGUGAUCGGGUCGCCCUUGAGGUGGGCAUAUCAUGUGGACAAUGUGAUAUCUGUAGGAAAGGAAGAUAUAACCUUUGCAAGAAGAUGAGAUUCAGGAGUAGUGCAAAAAGUGUACCUCAUUUUCAGGGGACGUUGCAAGAGAGGAUCAAUCAUCCAGCUAUUUGGUGUCACAAGCUUCCGGAUCAUAUCUCAUUCGACGCUGCUGCACUUUUGGAACCACUUUCCGUGGCAAUUCAUUCUGUGAACCGAGCCGCACCUACACCUGGGUCCACAGCCGUUGUCAUCGGAGCUGGAGCAGUAGGCCUCCUCGUCGCUGCCAUGGCUCGUCAAUCUGGCUGCCCUAUUGUAACAAUAACCGACAUCUCCGCUAACCGGGUCCAAUACGCCCUCGACCACGGUUUCGCUACUCACGGAUACGUGAUUCCACCUUCUAGCUCCAACUCCAGCGCUCCCUCUACUGCCCACUCCUCGGGAACCUCCACUCCUUCCCUAGCUUCAGGGACCACAACACCUAUCUCUUCCUAUUCCACCAUCUCCGAUGGUCUCAACUCCGCAAAAUGUAGUGCUUCCGAUAUUUUGUCCAUCUCAUCCCCAGAUGACAAUCUCGCCGAAGACGACCACGAAGGAGCUGACAUAACCUUUGAGUGCACUGGCAAGGAAAUUUGCAUGCAAACCGCCAUCUACAGCACCAAACCGGGUGGAAAAGUAAUCAUGGUCGGCAUGGGAACACCCAUCCAAACGCUCCCUCUCUCCGCUGCUCAUCUCCGCGAAGUAGAUAUUCUAGGCGUCUUCAGAUAUGCAAAUACGUAUCUGACCGGUAUCCGAAUAUUAGGCGCUAGCGGGAAGAAAGGGGGUCUUCCGAGCUUAGACAACAUGGUUACGCAUCGGCUUAAAGGCCUGGGAAAUGCAAAACAAGCGUUUGAGUUGGCGGGAAAGACAAUGGAUGAGCGCGGAGAUCUUAUCCUAAAGGUGGUCAUUGAGGUGUAGAAAUCUACAAGGGGAAAGGAUGGAGUUGUUUGGCUUUUUUGGUAAUAUAAUGAUUUCCUUCUUCGGUUCUUUUCUUUGUUAAGUACAUGAUCUAGCAACCUUUCCUUUUGGAUAAGAAGUCGAAGGUUAAUCUGGGAAAGUGGUUGAGGGAAUGAAUUUGGUGUUUUGCCAUGAAAGAAAAAUAUCUGGUAUUGGGUUGGCGUCAUGCUUUGAAGCUGGAGAUAGAUAGAUCAAACAUAUUUGCAGUUCAGUUGAUCAAUCAAAUUCUAGUUCAUGUUGAAAACCUUGUUUCUUAAUUAGAUCUCAAGCCCACGUGAGCCCGAGACUAUUCCCCUAAAGACUCAACCUCGCUUCAAAUAAUAAGAUUCUCAAAAGGCAUCUAGCUAUCGCCGACUUGAGCUAAUAUAUCCGAUCACCAAUACCCUUAUUUGUUAUUUCCCAUCAUACCACCUCGCAUUUAAUAUGCAAAUCCGAUUUCUAUCC